UUGCUCUAAAGUCGGUCAAAAUUGUCGUCUAGUGUUUGUGGUGUUGACAUAAAAUUACAAAAGAUUGGGUGUUCGUGCGUACAUUGAAAAUGUUUUUUCAACAAUUUUGCAGAGGUUUGCCGCGUGGUUAUCAGCUGUCAAGCCGCAUUUUCUAUGAUAUGCAACGGGCAACUUUUGCGAGUGCAAGUGGAUAUGAUAAAGGAAAUUCCAAGGAUCGUUCGUCAACUUACACUGACAAUGACACUAGACGACACAGUUACGUCCUCGCCACAUUGACCACAGUGGCAGGCAUCGCUGGAGCUGCAGUGUACAGCCAUUUCUGGGGCCGGGAGCCGGUUUAUGCAGCUUCCCCAGAGCCUGGGAGCGUUAUUGACGGCCUGCCAACGUACUCAUUAGCUGAUGUUUCUAAACAUAAGACCUCUGCAGAUGGUAUAUGGGUCACCUACAAGAAUGGGGUAUACGAUAUUUCGGACUAUGUCAAAAAUCACCCGGGAGGUAACAAGAUUUUGUUGGCAUCAGGCGGCGAUAUAGGACCAUACUGGGAUAUGUACGGGGCUCAUAAGCAGGAAGAAAUUUUCGAAAUGCUUGAAGGUAUGAGGAUAGGAAAUAUUGUGGAAGUUGAACAGAGAAAACAAGGGGAUACAACAGAUCCCUAUAGCAAUGACCCGAAGCGCCACCCAGCUCUCAUUCCAAGCUCAGUUAAGCCAUUUAAUGCUGAACCACCUGUUUCACUCCUUAUGCAGGACUACUUGACCCCAAAUAACCUAUUUUUCGUGCGUAAUCACCUCCCAGUACCAGAUGUGAAUCUGGAAAAAUUUAGAUUAGACAUUGAAGGAAUAGGAGCAAGUGGUAAAAAAGUGUUGACUCUCCCUGCGUUAAAGACAGUUUUUAAGAAAAAGACUGUAACAACUUCUCUUCAAUGUGCCGGAAAUAGGAGAAGUGAUAUGGUGAAGAUCAAACCUGUAAAGGGACUUAACUGGGGUACAGCUGCAAUAAGCACUGCGGAAUGGAGUGGGGCCUCAUUGGAUGAUGUGUUAAAGUACUGUGGUAUAGAUUUGGACAAAGUGGACUGUGAUCAUGUUCAGUUUGAGGGAAUGGAUCGUGGACCAGAUGGGACCACUUAUGGUGCAUCUAUUCCGAUUGAAAUGGCUAGGAUGCUAAAAAAUGAUAUUGUUGUGGCUUAUCAGAUGAAUGGAGUAGACAUUCCAAGGGACCAUGGAUUUCCUUUAAGAAUAAUUAUACCUGGUGUUGUAGGUGCACGGCAGGUCAAGUGGCUUAAUAAGAUUGUUCUAAGUAAAGAUGAGAGUAGCAGCCAUUGGCAACAGCGUGAUUAUAAAGGCUUCAAUUCAUCAGUAGAUUGGCACAAUGUGGAUUUCAGCAAGUCUGAAGCAAUACAGUUUCUGCCUGUCCAGUCUGCAAUUUGUGAGCCAGUAGAUGGACAGGCACUUGAUGACAAUGAAGAGGUCACAGUUCGUGGUUAUGCUUGGAGUGGCGGAGGAAGGGGAAUAUUCCGGGUCGAUGUGUCAGCUGAUGGGGGGAAGACGUGGAUCACGGCAGAUAUACAACCUUCCAAUCAGAGCCAAUACAAAGCCUGGGCGUGGGUGUUCUGGGAAGCUACAGUGCCCCUCCCUCAGGGUAGCUCAGGGAAGGUCGAGUUGGUGUGCAAGGCGUGUGACUCACAGUACAAUGUUCAGCCGGAGAGUGUUGAGGGGAUUUGGAACCUUAGGGGAUGUCUGAGUAAUGCAUGGCACCGUAUUUCCGUGUCAAUUCCUACAGAAUAGACUGCAGUCUAGUUUAAAUGAUGGUUUUAUGAGGUUAUUGUACUGUUUUUUAGCUGUGUUAUGUCUUACAUUAACAAUUACUGCUUAAACGAAAGAAAAAAUAUAAAAUCUUUAAGAAAUUUUUAUAUAUAAAAUUAAAUCUUGUAAUACAAAAUUGCUCAUGAUCGAUUGAUUAUGAAUUAUUAUUUCAAACAAAAGAUGUAUUUUUGGCGGGCACUAUGGAUUUCUUUGAUCAAAUUUGCUUGUAAUUUGUCUUAUCUAGGCUAUUUCUUGGCCAUGCAUUGGUUGAUUUUUAGCUUGACUAUUCGAAGAAUGAGGAGAGCUUUACUACUCACCCUGGUGUCUACGUCAGCACUACUCCUUGUUAAAGUUUUGGCUGUAAGCACCCUUAAGACAUAAUCACAGCAAUUACUUAAGACACGAAUUCUCAUCCAGCCAACCUACUAAGUACAAUAAGUUGGAUUUAUAACACUCAUUUGAAUAUAAUGCAAGCAAUGGGUUUUAUUAUUUGACUUAGAAUUAUUCUGGUAACGGUUUUGUAUGUAAGCACACAUAUAGGUUAAUAUCUCAGAAUCUUAUUGAUGUAUCAGACUUUAUACAGUGGAAACUCACUAAACCGGACAAGGUCCGGACUGGGCAAAAUUUCCGGUUUAGUGAGGAUUCCGGUUUAGCGAGGAUUUGAUGUACGGGGUAAGUUUACUUAAAAUAUUAACUGAGUUAACCUUUAAAGGCUUUUGUCCUCUAGGGACAGUUCAAUUCUCCGACGUUUAGACGGAAGUUGAGACAUAAUUAAAGUACUUGCAAAAGUGAUAAGCAUAAUUAAACAUUUCUGCGUUUUUAUAAUCAUAUCUUGAAAUAAAACAACUCGCGUAAUUUAAUGCUUGUUUAGUAUGUUUGAUAGUUUAAUUAACGCACCGCUCUUAUUUGAUUCAAUCAUAGAAGUCUUUAGAUAAAACAACCCUCCAAAAUGAUCACUAAAUAACCGUUUCUAGUUCUUUAUUUUCUGCAACAAACAAUUUAAUGUUUCAAUCAAUUUUCUUUUUGAUUAUCGUUUGAUUAUCGCGCGACAGUCAAUCCACAGCGCAAUCAUCAUUAUCGAUUAUCGAGUUAACACAACAUCACAGGUGUAAUAUAUAACGACGCACCAGCUGUCAACACAAAGUGACACGCAAUUCGCAAAUUCCUAAUACACAAAAUUAUUUUGACAUGUCCGGUUUUGUGAGGUAAAAUAACGUUGAAAACUAACAAAUUUUCUCGAUUUUUUGUCCGGUAUCCGGAAUUCCGGGGUUCCGGUUUUGUAGGGAUUUUUUCACAUUGAAAAUAGAAGGAGAAAACUGGGACUCUGAAAAAAGUCCGGUAUCCCGAGGAUUCCGGUUUUGUGGAGAUCCGGUUUAGUGAGUUUCCACUGUACAAUGAUACUCAACCACUUGAAUAACCAAGCCCUUCAUUAUUCCUCUUAGAAAUUCUGGUUAAGAUUUUGCAUGUACAUGUAACCACAUUUAAGUGAAUAUCACAGCAAAUACAACAUGUAUUGCAUUGAAACUUUAGAAAUGCCACGUGAUGUGUUCCCAACCAUCAAAUCUUCAUAAUUGAAUAAAUGCAAAUAAUUGAUCUUUAUUAUUUGACAUAAAAAUUCUGGGAUAGGCUUUACAAAAAUUCUGGGAAAGGCUUUGCAUGUUUGCAUUGAGACUUUAAAAAAUGUUAUUCAACCAUACGAUCUUCUUGAAUAACUAAGUUCAGAUGAAUCUAUUUUGCAUUUAAAACUAGCCCUUCAUAAUUUGUCUUAGAAAUUCUGGUCUACGGUAUGAUAAUCAUGACUGUAGUUAACCUCAAUUAAGUCAAUUAUAUAUCUCAGCAAACUCAUUAUAUAUUGCAAUGAAACAUUGAGCGCACUGUCUCUGUGACAGCUCUUGUUAUAAACUUUGUGCAAAUGUUCAACAUAAGAAUCAGGUGUGGCUAAAUGUUCAAACUAUAAUAUUUAUGUACAUUGCUCAAAAUUUCUUAUAUUUUAGCUUCUCCCUGCAAUUAUUUUUCAAUGCAUUUGGGAAUUUAAAAUACUUGUUAAAUGUUAAAUAUGAUAAGACAUUUUGUUGCAUACGACACCCAUGUCUGUAGGUGAAAGGUCACACAUACUGGACACUGGUCAAAUUUGCUUGUAAUUUGGCCAUGCAUUAGAAUGAGUUUGAACAAGCUUGUACAAAUGUUCACCAUAAGAUUCCGUAGUGUCCGGUUUAAGACCUAUAUUGGUAGGUCAAAGGCCAAAGGUCAAAGUCACACUUACGGAACAUUUGUCAAAAUUCUUUGUAUAUUGGCUUGUCCAAGGUGUAACUCAGCAAUGCAUUUGGAGAUUGUUAGAUUACUUUGCACAAAUGUUCACCGUGAAUGUGUGUAUAAGCUGCUAGACCCAUAUCAGGAGGUCAAGGUGAUGUUUGGUUCAAUUUUACUUCUUUGUGGGUUUGCAAGAUUGUGUAUGUUAUUAUAGACAUGUUCUUUUAUAUUUGAAGCUGUACUAUGUACUGUUUUAUAAUGUACUGUUUUAUAACUCUCAUGUAAUGUUUUAAACAAAUUGUAAUAUCAGUACUCAGAACUCUAGUCUUGUUCAUAUUAAAUUUAUUUGCAUUACACUUUAUAUAUGGGAUAAAGGAAUCAUUAUAUCUCAUCAUUUGAAUGUUUUAGACAUCAUUUAUAUAUCAUUCAUUCACAAGGAAAUGGUUUUAAAAAGGGGCACAAUAUGGGUUAAAAAAACAACAAAAAACAUUUAUGAGUACAGAACACGACAGAUAUCACGAAAGUUCAGAAAAAGUCUCGUUCAUUCGGAUGAAAACCUCUGAUAUUUUGUCGAUCCGAAAGAAAAUUUGCAGGUGCCGGCAAUUUUUGUUUGAAAACUUGCCUUUUCAAAGCCUUUGUUGCUAAUUUUACAUUUACAAGAAAUAAAAACGUAUUAAGAUAUUAACCAGUUAAACUUGAAAACAAAUAACAGUUCACAGAGCUAGUCACGGAAAACGACAUCAGAUUUGUUAACAAAUGGUUAUUUAACAAUAUCAUUGAUAAAUAAAACGCUAUUUCCUGUUAAACAAAAUAAAUUAUUCUUACAUUCAAGCGGUGUUUGAUAAUUGAUAAAGAUUAAAUCUUCAUUUUAUUUUACAUCUGGCUGUGAAAACUGUCAGUCAGAUGGACCGACCCCAUCACAAAUUUAGUCAAACUGAGUCUGGGUUUCUAAUUUAUAGCUACAUUGCCACAAGUUUCCCGGUUAAAAAAGCGCCGAAAAUGACUUCGGAUUUUUAUCUGUACACAAAUCAUAUGCUUUUUGUUUUCAUCAUUCCAGUCAAAUGAAUUAAACAUAAUAAUGCAUGAUUUUUAGCUCGACUAUUCGAAAAUUAAGGAGAGCUAUCCUAGUCACCCGAGCGUUGUCAUCGGCGUAACCACUUAUGUUAAAGUUUGCGUACCACCUCUAAUAUUUUUAAAGUCCAUUGACAUGCCCCCAACCUGUACACAGGAGGAGAUAACUCUAUCAAGCAUUUUGACAAAAUUAUGCCACUUUUUCUACUUAGAAUUUACGUUAAAGUUUGCGUACCACCUCUAAUAUUUUUAAAGUCCAUUGACAUGCCCCCAACCUGUACACAGGAGGAGAUAACUCUAUCAAGCAUUUUGACAAAAUUAUGCCACUUUUUCUACUUAGAAUUUACGUUAAAGUUUACGUACCACCUUAAACAUUUUCAAAGUCCAUUGACAUAUGGCUUUGAAACUUUGCACACUUGUUCACCAUCAUGCCCCCAACCUAUACACAGGAGGAGGUAACUCUAUCAAGCAUUUCGACAAAAUUAUGCCUCUUUUUCUACUUAGAAUUUACAUUAAAGUUUGCGUACCACCUCAAAUAUUUUCCAAGUCCAUUGACAUAUGGCUUUGAAACUUUGCAUACUUGUUCACCAUCAUGCCCCCAAUUUAAACACUGGAGGAGGUAACUCUAUCAAGCAUUUUGACAAAAUUAUGCCCCUUUUUCGAUUUAUAAUUUACAUUAAAGUUUGUGUACCACCUCAAAUAUUUUCAAAGUCCAUUGGCAUCUGGCUUUGAAACUUAGCACGCUUGUUCACCAUCAUGCCCCCAACAUGAACACAGGAGGAGGUCACUGUAUCAAGCAUUUUGACAGAAUUAUGCCCCUUUUUUUACUCAGAAUUUACAUUAAAGUUUGCGUACCACCUCAAAUAUUUUCCUAAUCAAUUUAUGUAAAUAUCUCACCAAAUCAUGUAUUCAGUGUACAAAAUUCGGAUUUGAAUCCACUAGCCCAUUCGGGCAACCAGAUAGGAAAUUUUAAUAGCCCAAACCGGCAAUUUCACUAGCCCAAACUUUAUGAUUUAAACUGGGUCACAUGUGAUAAGAAAUUAUGUCACUAGGUCAAAUCUGUCAAAAAUCUUGUCAGAAACAAUUUUAUGGUGGUGAGUGGUCUGAUUAUGUUCAAAAAUGGUCAGAAUGUCCGUUUGGGUUAAAUUCGACUGCGUUUUAAAAGUGUGUCAUGUGGGUCAAAAACUAGGUCACUAGGUCAUAUCUUACAGAAAUCUUGGGAACACUCUAGAGGCAAUACAUCUGCUGUAAUUUCCAUGAAACUUAAUCAGAAUGCCUCAAUGAAAUCUUGGAAUAGUUUGAAACUAGUAGGUCAUAUGGGUAAAAAAUGAGGUCACUGGGUCAAAUCUUAAAAAAAACCUUGUGGACACUCUAGAGGCUAUAUUUUUUGCAAUAUAUCUGGACCAAUCUUCAUGAAACUUGAUCAGAAUGUUUGCCUUGAUGAAAUCUUAGAUUAAAUUGGAAAUAGGUAACAUGGAGUCAUAAACUAGGUUUCUUGGUCAAUUCUAAAUGUUGCAUUAUAUACAAUAUUUUUUUUUAUUUCAAACAGUUGCAAUCAAACUCAAACUUAUAUAUAUUUAUAUUUCAUCAACAAUUGAUUUCCAUUCCUUGACUUAGCCCAAUCAGGCGGGGGAUAUCAAUUCAACGAAUUUGCUUGUUUUUCUUCUAUCAAGUGAAAACCUAUAUUGUGCCCCUUUGAUGUAAAAAGUAUGACAUGAAUUUCAGAUUUAUAUGCCCACUUAAGACCCUUAUUUGAAUUUACAUUAUUUUAUUCAAUAAUGAUUAUAUUUUUCUUAUUUUUAAUUAAUCUUUCUGAAUUGAAUUAGUUUAACCAUUUAAAGGACAAAUUUGUAAAAACAUAAGCUACUAUGAAAUAUAAUUCGGUUUGAGGUAAAUAAUUGUUAAAUAAAUCUUGCUCUUAUAGUAUUAUGUGUCAUAUAAAUAUAUUUACAUUCAAGAGUUACAAUAUUUCUGUGUCAAAAUAUAAUACAUUCAAAAGAGUUUAAAAUAUAUUUAUAUUUGAAAGAGUUCAAAAGAGUAACUAUAUUUCUUUGUUAAUAAUAUAUCUGCAAUGCAUUCAAGUGUUACAAUAUUUCUAUGAAAAAAAUAUAAUUACUUCAAAAAGUCUGCCAUACUGUGAACACUAGUGGACUGUUGACCGCGAGGAGCCUGGCCUAUUGUUAUCCAACCAAAGAACAUAUUAAUGCACCUGAGCACGAGCACGAGCUAUUGUGAUCGCCCUGUGUCCAUCGUCAUCGUCCGUCGUCUGUCGUCAACAAUUUGACUGUUAACACUCUUGAGGUCACAAUUUGGGCACUAUCUUAAAACUUGGUCAGAAUGUUACCCUCAAUAAAAUCUUGGAUGAGUUUGAUAUUGGGUCAUCUGGGGUUAAAAACUAGGUCACCAGGUCAAAUUAAAGAAAAAGCUUUUUAACACUAUAGAGGUCACAUUUAUGACUGUAUCUUCAGAAUACUUGGUCGGAAUGUUAAUAUUAAUACUCUCUAGGUCAUGAUCGAUUCUUGGUCAUGUGCGGUCAAAAACUAGGUCACCAGGUCAAAUUGAAGGAAAAUCUUGUUAACACUCUAGAGGUCACAUUUAUAACUGUAUCUUAAUUACAGUCGGUCAGAAUGUUUAUAUUAGUAAUCUCUAAGUCAAGGUCAAAUCUAGGUCAGUUGUGGUCAAAAACUAGGUCAUUAGGUCAAAUCAUAGGAAAAGCUUGUUAGCACUCUAGAGGUCACAUUUAUGACUGUAUGUUCAUGAAACUUAGUCAGAAUGUUUUUAUUGAUUAGCUCUAGGCCAAGAUUGAAUCUGGGUCAUGUGCGGUCAAAAACUAGGUCACCAGGUCAAAUAAUAGGAAAAGUAUUUUAACACUAGAAGUCACAUUUAUGACCAUAUGUUCAUGGACUUGGUCAGAAUGUUCUUGUUGAUGAUCUUUAUUGGAUCAGGUGAGCGAUUCAGGGCCUGCAGGGCCCUCUUGUUUUUUCUAGCAUGCAUAUUGAAAGUCAGUUAGUUUAAAUGUUAUAUAUUUUACAACAAUUGUGCUAACCACUGCGCUAACCAGACAUCCUAAAAGUCAGUUGUUUUUUCUGUCUGGUUUGCGGCCGAAGGCCAAAUUUGAUUGCGCAAUCUGUUUUUGUAUUCUUAAAGAAACAACCUUUUUCAAGUCCUUUCAUUAUUAUGACUCCCUCAACAAAUGGGAAAAAUAGUGUUUUUGCUAUGAAUUGUCUGUCUGUCAGUGACAAAAUGUGAUUGAUGUGAAGAGUGCAUGUUACAGCAAGGUCAAGGUCAUGGUCACACUAAGAGGUCAAUUGACAAGAUCUUAUGAAUACAAUUUAUGUCAGCUGUGUAUCUCUUGAACCUCUUGAAGGAUUUUGAAAUAACUCACCACAAACAUUCACCUUAUUAACACCAUGUGCAGGGUGUAUGCUUAAAUCAGCUGGGUUCAUGGUCAAGGUCACACAUAGAGAUUAAAGGUAAUAUAAAUUGAAUAUGACUAUCAUUCGUGUCUGCUCCAUAUAUCUAGAACCUAUUGUAGAAUUUCUAAAUAACUUGCCACAAAUGUUCACCAUAUGGAGACAAUGUGCAAAAUGCAUGUUACUUAAAGUUCAGUUUAAGGUCAAGGUCACCCUUUGAAGUCAAAACUCCUAUAUCGCUCUUUAAGGUCAAAGUUGAUAUGACUAUAAUAUGACUAUUUUUUGGGUUUCCCCCUUCUCUUGAACCUCUUGGCCUUAAAGGAUUUUGAAAUAACUCCCCACAAAUGUUCACCAUAUUAAGUCGAUAUGCAGUGCGCAUGUUUCAAUAAGCUAGAUUCAAGGUCAAAGUCACAACUACAGAUCAAAGGUUGUAUGAAUUAUUAUGACAAUUUGUCAUGUCUGCUCCACAUCUGUUAAACCCCUUGAAGAAAUUUGAAAUUGCUCGCCACAAAUGUUCACCGUAUUGAGACGAUGUGCAAAGCGCAUGUUACAACCAGCUUAGUGCAAGGUCAAUUGUUAUGUGACUACAAUAUCUACAUAAAAGAUUCUACAGUUUAUCAGUCUGGAGUAGUACCAAUCUAUUACAGUUUCCCCGCAAGCAUUAAGAACAUUAUGUCCCCAAUUGUGACAAUCCAUCUCCAUUUGAAUGUUGCAGUGUAACUAAACAUACAGAAACUUAAGUGUUCAGCAGACGAUUAAACUCUAAAAAGUGGAAAAUAUUGCAGCAGUAGGUACUUUUUGUGUAUGUUUUGAUGUUUCUGUUUUAAAAUUAUCCAUUUCCCAAUGUCAAAUGUUUUGUCAAAAGUCAGACAACCACAGGCUGAGACACCUGUUUUUGAUUACAAAAACAACCAUCUAGUUUCUGUCUUUUUUUUAAAGCAUUAAAUAUUGUUAUUGUUCUGGGCAAAAGUGGAAACGACACAUUUAUCCAGAUUAUAAAAUAAGAAAGGACAACGGCCCCAUUCUCAAUAUGACUUUUUUAUGGUACAAAAAAACACUAAAAAUUCUCAUCACAUGUAAUGAAUUUCUUAAGCAAAAUGCUUUUAACCUCAUUCUCCAUGAUCAUUUAUCGCCGCCACAUCCAUUCAAGGUCACUUUCAUUAUUCACAUCACCUCCUUUAUCUUCAUAACAUGUCAUCUAAAGUUCAACAGUUUUGUUGCAUGUUUUUUUUUACUUUCUUUGGUGCAUUCGUACUUAUUCAGACUUUUUAAAUGCCUUUUGACUUCAGACUUUUGGUGCAUUUCACUUUUUUUGGUGCAUUAACUCUAUCUCAUUGCCAUAUUUAGGAUUUAAUAAUCAUCUAUGUACAUUAUUAUAUUUAAAUUGUUGAAACAGAUUCUUUAUGCUGUGAAGUACUACUUUUUACUCUACAUAUCAUGAACUUUUAUCUAAUAGACCUUCUUAAAUCAUAUUUUGAAGAAACAAUUUUCGACCUUUAACAAAGGAUAUAUGUAUACAUAUUCUUCUCUACACAAUUUUAUACCAUUAUAAUAUAGGGUCAUCAGGUAAUCCAAUUUUACAUACCUGCACAUCAGAUUCAGAAACCAAACAGUUAAAAGCUUAUGUCUAAGUUAAAAAAUUUACCAGAAAAUUGCAAAACAUUAAAUUUUAAAACAAGUUCAUAAUGUGUCUUAUGUGUUUAAUAUGUUGUAUUAUGUAUGAAUGUUAAACUUGUAUCUAAAUGUGCAGCCUGAAGAUAUCAAAUAAAGAUAUUAAUGAUA
Mya arenaria is the source of this 10315-nucleotide messenger RNA. RefSeq names its product sulfite oxidase-like. NCBI's taxonomy places the organism in Eukaryota, Metazoa, Mollusca, Bivalvia, Myida, Myidae. Gene Ontology annotation, molecular function: heme binding; oxidoreductase activity; molybdenum ion binding. Bases 90 to 1781 code for a protein of 563 amino acids. The record is from RefSeq and is a predicted model, not a curated record. Gene Ontology annotation, cellular component: mitochondrion. The transcript is spliced from 2 exons.